This is a messenger RNA of Scaptodrosophila lebanonensis, 619 nucleotides long. RefSeq lists its product as uncharacterized. Bases 233 to 577 code for a protein of 114 amino acids. The record is from RefSeq and is a predicted model, not a curated record. The transcript has 4 exons. NCBI's taxonomy places the organism in Eukaryota, Metazoa, Arthropoda, Insecta, Diptera, Drosophilidae.
CUUGCGACUUUUAAAAACAAUUGUAUUUAUCGCAUCGGGCGUGUGUUGUGUUAGUGGCUUGCUGCUAAAGCAGGAACCAUGUCCCAAACACGUAUAUGAUGUGCAUAAGAAAGAUUUCAAUAUAAGCAAUUAUUUGGGCACGUGGUAUACCUAUGCCAAAUAUCCGAACACGAACGGCAGUGUUCCGGAAUGUUUGGAAUUAAAUAUUUAUAAGAAACGGGACAGCUACUUCAUGCGUGCAAGAUAUCGAGAUGAAAGCUCCAAGAAACCUGCCGGCACUCUACUGGAGCUCGUCGAUGUCGAUAUGACUGGCCACUUCCGCACAUAUCCCGCUCAGAAAGGUUUCAAAAUGGGCUUAAACACCUGGAUUAUAGAGACAGAUUAUCGGAGCUAUGCCGUUCGUUUUUCAUGCUCGGCGGCAGAGCAAGGUGGAAGCUAUCAGAUGGCCGUAAUACUAACCCGAAAGCGUUUACCACCACAUAGUACAGUUGCAGAGGCUAAGCGCAAAGCUUUUAGGGCAAGAAUACCCAUGAUCCCAAUGAAGCUAGUAAAUCAGCGCAACUGUUGGAAUCUCUAAAUUAUAGAUUAUGCAAGCAUUUCUACGGGCUAAGAAAUAUAU